AUGCCUCCGCUCCUUGCUGCCGCCGAUUCAUUCAACUCCUCCAGCUCUACCAUAGUCCCGGACAGAAAAGAUGGUCAAAGACAAGCCAGCAAUGCAUUCGGUUCUUCCACUGCCUCUGGACGAGGUUUGAUGCCGAAUGAUUCUUUGGGGAGAAUAAUGAAUGAACUUUUGUCCUCUGAUGGUAUAUCUGAUCUAUCUCCUCAACAUCCUCCUGGUCAAAACUUGGCUCAUGUUCAAGGAGGUUUCGAUCCUCACCAAUUAUCCACUCUUCCCGAGACAGAUCCACUCGGUAUGAGCUCUCUCUUGGAUUCUAUCCCUCAAGGCAACAUGUUUGAUCCUACCCCUCAACCAUACAUGCCGAUGAACGAGACCGCAUUCCGACCUUCGUCAGCCCACUCCAAUCACUCGCAUCAUUCCGCAAGGAGUGUGUCCGGAUCCGAAUACAGCUACACGACCACAGAGAUGGACGAAGAUGAUAUCCGAGAGUUUCUUCCUGAAGUUGAUAAUAACGUUCAAUGGGGCUUCAACCAUCAAACCACCGGUCAAACGUCGUAUCAAGGUACAGUGGCACCUGCUAGCGUCAGCCCUCCACCGAUUGGCAUGAGCCCUGCCGUGACAGGCCUCUCGAACGAUCACGAUAGUAGGAUAGGUCCGAGAAGAAACGCUAGGAGGGAGGGGGGAUCAUUGACAAGAGAUGAAGCUGAAAGGUUGGAGAAACGUCGCUUAAUCAAUCGCAAGUCAGCUGAGAAACACCGUCGGAUCAGGAAAGAAGAGGUGGUGAACCUCAAACAUAAGAUUAGUGAAAAGGAUGCUCUCAUCGCGGAGCUGCAAAAACAGUUGGCGGUGGAGAAGGCAAAAGUGGAUCAGCUUCAACAAAUUCACACGAUAGAUAAACGAAGAUUCAAAAAACAACAACAUUGUGUAUGA
Molecule: messenger RNA, 927 nt
Organism: Tremella mesenterica DSM 1558
Lineage: Eukaryota; Fungi; Basidiomycota; Tremellomycetes; Tremellales; Tremellaceae
Exons: 5
Coding region: 1-927 (308 amino acids)
Source: RefSeq, a predicted model, not a curated record